UCACGUGUAUCGAUAAAGUUCAACUACACUACAGAAUGACUUGACUAUGUUGACUGAAUUCAUCUGAACUUAUUCGAUUGCAGAAACCUACUGGACAUCUUGGAGAUUUGUAAACUGUAGGUUUCUCAAAAGGUCAGAGGUCACCACUGUCAUCAGCAGUAGUGUACUAUAAAUAGCAACAUGGAUCCAGAUGGGGAUUCCGAUGGUGGCUUUGAGGAUGCGGCUGCUGAGGAUAUGGCCGAGGUGGUUGAUUUGAACGAGGCAGAUGGAGAGUAUGUGAUUGAUGACAUGGGUGAUAUGGAUUCAGAAGGCUUUGACGGAGACGGAGAUGAGGAAGGGGAUGAUGAAAAUGAAGACGAGGCUGAGGGGAUGGAUGCUCCAGCGGAGGAUGAGUUGGAGGACGACGCUGACUUUGUCUACGACAAACACACAGCCUCUGUAUUCUGCUGCGAUUUGGAACCCACCAAGGGCGCCCUCGCCGUUACGGGGAGCGAGGACGAUAAAGCGUACGUCUGGAAAAUCGGGGAUGGGCAACCAGUGCUGGAGUGCUCAGGUCACAAAGACUCGGUUGCAUGUGUCGGCUUCAGUCACGACGGUUCCCUCGUGGUGUCGGGUGACAUGAGCGGCCUGAUUAAAGUCUGGAAGGUGGACACACAGGAAGAAAUCUGGUCAUUUGAGUGCUCGGACUUGGAGUGGCUGACGUGGCACCACAGCUCACAUGUUCUCUUCGGGGGGACGUCGGAGGGUCAGAUUUGGAUGUGGAAGGUACCUAGCGGGGAUUGUAAGACCUUGCAAGGGCACGGCUGCCAAACGACAUGCGGCAAGAUAUUUGCAGAUGGCAAGAGAUGCUGUGCCGGAUAUGAAGAUGGAACGGUGAAAAUAUGGGAUUUGAAGGAGACAACGGCACUUCACACAUUCAAAGGUAACACUGGGCACAGUAGUGGUGUGACAUCCCUUGAUUGCCAUAGCAACAAUAUUGUGGUUCUCACUGGUUCUGUUGAUGGAACGGCAAAAGUCUUGAACAGCAACAAUGCUAAGGUUUUAGCCACUUUCUCAGCCGGAAAUGUAAAACCAGAGAUUGGUGACAGCAACUCAGUGGAGGCUGUUGGAUUGUGUCAAAGUCAAUCCCUGGCUGCCGUUGGAUCACUGAAUGGCAUAUUAGGAGUUUGGGACAUACCUACACAGAAACGGAGACAUUGCUGCCAGUUAGAGGCUGGCAUAGUGCGGCUGAGGUGGGACCCCUCGGGUACCCCUACGAUCUUCACAGCGGGGCUAGACGGCAGGGUCUGUCUGUGGGAUGCAAGGUCAGGAGAAUCGGUGGCGUCGUGGACUGGCCACAGAGGGGAGAUUCUGGAUAUGGCUAUCAGCAAUGACGGAAACACCAUAGUAACUGCAUCUGGAGACACGUCAUGUAGGGUAUUCUCACUGCAGCGUCCGGAGAGGUAGAUCCUGGCAAAGAGUCAUCAAACUGGAUUCCCUUCGAGAAAGACACCGACAGAGACGUCCUCGUUAUAUCCUGCAAAAGGCAGAAGAAUCCUUUAUAACACGGUUCGAAAUUAGCGGUAGCCCGCUAGCCAAAUGCUAGUCAAAACAGCGGCGGGCUAGUCAAACUAUUCCCUAAGUAGCCCGGCUGGCGAGUCAAAAUAUUAUUGGGAUACAGCAAAGAUGAACGGACAGGAAGAAAUAAAUCAUUAAAUUCAGAAAGAAAACCUCAUCAGGUUGUGUCCAGUUUUUUCAACUGUUUUAAAAGGUUAAAUUAUUAGAUCCUCAGAAUUGAGCCUGAAAAUACCCCAUUUUGCAUUUGAGCUGAAAAACAUGCGGGCUCGUGAAAAUGCCCGCGGACUAGUAGCCUGGCUGGCUAAUGAACAAAAAAGUUAAGGUCGAACCCUCAUUUAGAACAGGACAGCCAAAACUUUGAGCCAAAGGGAUAAACAUGAGAAUCAAUCAUGUUUGAAAUCUUAAAAUGGCCAUUUAUUUUACACAAUUUUAAGGCCUUUUACCCCCUUUUUAAUAAGCGCAUUAAUUUCCCUGUCUUUGCUUGUAUGUACACCCUAUUUUGCCUUUUUAUUAAGGAAGAGGGCAGUGUUUACCUGAACUACGCUUCCUUUGGGGUUUUUACUGUCUUCCUUUUAUUUAUGGACAGUGUUAUAAUUUUGUGAUGGCUGUUGAAUUUUUGCGUAAGCAUGAAAUAAAUUCUGUCUGGUGAUUGGAUCAGAACAUAUCACAUGAUCUGCAUUACAUGGGUUUGGUAGACUGGAACCAAAAAAAAAUCUAUGAAUUAUCUACUGCGUGUCGCCAUGUGCUUAUUUCCAUCCAUGUACAUGAUAUUUGUAUUUCCAACUUGAUGCUUAAAAGACCUCAAAAUAAAGAUAUGACAUUGAGUUACCGAUUCAUAAUGACAUGAAGUAAUGCAAAUGCUGUACAUGCAAAUAUUGACUUAUUUGUUGACUCAGAUAUGUACAAAAUAUGUGAGGUGCUUACAAUAAAAAUAUGUUUAAGUCACCACAACAGGUCUAAACUUUCCCCAAACAAUUAAAAAAGACACAACAAAAACCUAGCUAUGAGCAUCCUUUUCCCCAGUGUUUGUUUGUUUGUUUGGUUUUUUUUUUUUACACAAGGCAUAUCUUGGCCUUAACAGCUAGAAACAUUAUUAAUAGAGACUGCUGAUGGCUUGUCGCCCAGAUAGCGAUUCACUUCCCUCUUGAAGCUGGCCAGAUUCCUGUUAGUGGGUAUGUGGGCAGAAGAGAGUUCCAUAUUCGGGCCGAAGAUGGUAAAAAGGACCUUUGAUGGCUGACUCGGUUUAUCAGAAUGUCGACAUGUACUGAUUUAUUAAAGAGGAAAUAUGAAUUUCAAAGAAAGAAGGCUUA
Messenger RNA from Patiria miniata (bat star), 2867 nucleotides. RefSeq names its product angio-associated migratory cell protein-like (gene aamp). The transcript has 12 exons. NCBI's taxonomy places the organism in Eukaryota, Metazoa, Echinodermata, Asteroidea, Valvatida, Asterinidae. Bases 181 to 1446 code for a protein of 421 amino acids. The record is from RefSeq and is a predicted model, not a curated record. Gene Ontology annotation, molecular function: protein binding.